Lathyrus sativus (Indian pea) is the source of this 456-nucleotide messenger RNA. The record is from the annotation of a GenBank genome assembly. NCBI's taxonomy places the organism in Eukaryota, Viridiplantae, Streptophyta, Magnoliopsida, Fabales, Fabaceae.
AUGCAAUUUUACAAUUUUUUUGUUUUCAUUUUUCAGGUUGUCAAACAUAGAAAACCAAAGAAAAUAACCCAACACUGGGUCCAGUAUGCAUGUGGCAUCAAGGUCUUCCGACUCGCUGCACAGGAUACAAAAGCUGAGGGAAGAGGUAGAAUUGCUCGGAUUCAAAGGAGGCUACUUGUUGCAGAAGCUGAGGAAAGGAUUAUGCAGUAUCAAAAUUAUGUAGAGCAAGGAUCGGAGAGAGAUGCAAAGUAUACGUUUGGGUUGAUACUUUAUAGCUUGGAUCGUCUAUACAGUGUUGUGAAGAGACACGCCGAAGAUUCUGGAGAGUGGCAGCGUUUGCGACAAGAUAUAAUUAAAUUGGCUAGUCCUCGCCUGCAAACAGACACCAAGCUCAUUGUGAUGUCAAACUUGAAGAUCCUCUACGACUGCUUGCUUCCUGUUCUCAAAUCUCGGUAG